Aplysia californica (California sea hare) is the source of this 1177-nucleotide messenger RNA. RefSeq lists its product as uncharacterized. The record is from RefSeq and is a predicted model, not a curated record. NCBI's taxonomy places the organism in Eukaryota, Metazoa, Mollusca, Gastropoda, Aplysiida, Aplysiidae. The transcript has 8 exons. Bases 129 to 1079 code for a protein of 316 amino acids.
CUGACUGAGCGUGAGGUGGGAUACACACACUAUAUACUGCAUUUGUAGCGGGGAAACGCUGACAACGUUUGUCUUUAGUUAGAGAACUAAAACACAUCUUGGUAUAUUUUACUCCAAGACCAGCAGACAUGAAUAGCCACGCGUCCAAUCCAAAGACCAUUGCCAGCAGCCCGGUCACAGCCAUGAAAGAUAAGUCGGGCUUCAAGGGUCAACAGAGCAGCGAGAAAGCCACAAAAUCAUGCAAGUUUCCUCCACUUCCAACACAUGUCACUAAACUGAUCCAUAGCCGGGACAACGAUUUAUACCCUUUGGAAGGACUGGCUGCACAUCACAGGGGGCUAGGUGCAUUUUGUGCUAGGGACAGAGACAAAGAGGAAGAACAAUUGCUACAGUUUGCCGGUAAAGGAGAGCAAACACCCAGAGAUGAAAAGGAGACAGAGUCGUCACGUACACGAAGCAAGAAGAUACUGAGCCUACCUAGGUGUAGCUGUGACCAGGAAGAAGGAGACGACGACGACGAAGUUGACUACGCCACGUCAGAGGAAAUGUUUCCCAAGAUCGAGUUCUCAGGAGUUGUUCUGGAUCUGGACCAGGCCCCAUCAUGGGCUGUGCUCAAACAAAAGAGGGCCGCUGAGAACAUACGAUUCAACCUGCCCAGUGAUCUGAAGAGACUUGAGGGAGUAACGCCCAUGGAGUUUCUGACAGGGUAUACUUCACUUCAUUACCAGCAACGAAGAUCGUACUAUAGGAUCUUCAGAAACUUUAGGAAUAAAGAAACUGACUUAAUGGAAAAAAAGAACCUGUACCCAGCUCUGAACGUCCUGUUUGCCAACAGCUUGGGAGAACCAAACUACCAUGUGCUUGUUAAACGUUUGCAUCUGCUCGAUGUGGAGAACAUCAACUUUGAUAUGUUUGUGGGCAUUUGCGCUUUCUGUGACCGAAAGUACUGGAAAAUGUAUUUUGAGAGCACAGUCAAUCGACCCCCGUUAGAGGCGCUGGAUUUCCACAACCUGGACAAGAAGAUGUACCGAGUGAACAUCUCUGAAGACCUGCAGCUGCUGCUCUUGUCCCUCCACUGACGACAUUGCUCUCCUUAAACCCUGCUAACCGCGGAAAGAAGCACUGACGAACAAACAUUAUGUACAUAGUCCUCCCCCCCCAACUAAAUGUGUGUGUG